Physcomitrium patens is the source of this 2444-nucleotide messenger RNA. RefSeq lists its product as uncharacterized. The record is from RefSeq and is a predicted model, not a curated record. Lineage: Eukaryota; Viridiplantae; Streptophyta; Bryopsida; Funariales; Funariaceae.
CAAUUCAAGUUGAGGAUCUUCGGUUACUACCGAAGAUCGACGUGAUUCGAUUUGCUUAUAUGUAGCUAUCGAAGGCAGCUUUAAUUAUUUUCAUCGGGCAAUUUUGGUGCAGCAGAUUGACAUUGCAUUACUCCGACGCGAGUUCUGUGUGUGCGUGUGAGAGAGAAAGAGAUCAUCAAUUUAGAUUUUGCAGUGAGGCGAAGAACCUGCUGAGAGAUGUUGGCCAUGGAAUCUCAACAGAAUGAUAAGGCUUUGAACCUCGCCAAGCAGGCGCUGGAAUCUCAUGCUAAGGAGACGCAGGAUAAGUUUGGCGGGCCUGAGAAUAGUUCGGUCGUUACUGCCCAGAUUGUCGUGCCAUCGCAGGUCGGAAAGAAGGCCGAGGAGAAAAUUGCGUAUUUACAAUCUGAAAAUGAUAAGCUGAAGAAGUCCCUGAAAGACUGCGAAGAAGCGCUUGCCAGGGCUAACUUUGAGACUGAGAAAUCUAACAAAGUAGCUCUAGAAGCUAGGGCUAAGAACUCUGAGUUGGAAGCUCGCGUCAAGGAUCUGGAGAGAGAGGUUCAAGGUGCUGGUGCCAAGGCCGCUGAGCUUGAGCUUCAAUUGAAGACGUCAGAUGAGAAGUUCGCCGAAGCUGUGAGGAAGAUGAAAGAGUACCAAUCCAAGCUCGGGCAAAUGGAGCAAACAAACGUGAAAUAUGAGGAGGAUUUAGUAGAUGUGCAAACAGGCUUGCAGGACAAGGAUAUGCAGGUUGAGGACUUGAGACAUCGGCUGGCUGGUAGGGAAGCCAUCCUUCAGAAGAAGGAAGCUAAGAUUAGCGACCUUUCCGAUAAGGCUGAUGAAUUCAAGUCGCGCGCAAUUCCAGCUGAAGAGAGGGCCUCAGAGCUUGAUUUAGUUGCCACAGACCUCAAAUAUAAAGCUGAGAGUGCAGAAUCAAAACUUACACAGGCCGAUGAGGCGAAUCAAAGGACAACGGCCUCAGCUGAGGAGUACGAGGAGGAGCUGAAGAGAUUUGUUUAACGCUGUAAUAUGUUGUCUGAUUCACUCGACAAUGAGAAGCAAAAGACUGUCACCCUUCAGUCCGAAAUUGAGGACAUGAAGAAGAGAUACAAUGCCAAUGCUGCGCAUGCACGUGUGUUGGGUGAGCGCAUUGCUGAGCUAGAGAAGGUUUUUGGUCAAACUUAGAAAGAAAUUGGCGAAGUUGAAUCCGACAAGAGGGAGUUGGAAUCUGAGGUUGUGACUGAAAAGAAGGAAAAGGAAGCUGUUGGCAACGAAGCCACAGAACUGAAGCAGGAGAAAAGGGGAUUGAUGGACACCAUUGAUGACUUUAAGAGCAGGAUGCUGGGAGCAUUUUCUAAGGCAGAGGAGAAGGAGGCUAAGGCUGAGGAAAAGGAUGUUGAGGUUGCCAAGAAAGAGCAGGAGCUUGAAACCACUGAGGAAAGCCUAGACGCUGAGGCCACGAGGGCGCAAAAAGAAGGAAGAAGCUGAAAAAAGCCUUUCCACUGAAUUAGACGCCACCAAAUCAAAAGCUGCUGCUUCGAAAACGGCCGCCAACAAACUGCAGGAGAAGGAGGCUGCUCUCUCCACUAAAGAUGAUGAUUUGAAGAGUCAUUAUGAUCGCCUCACAGAGUUGAGUACUAAACUUAAGAACCUGCGCAUCGAACGUGACGAGGCAGUAGAGAAGGCCGAGACCGAAGGACACAAGGUGAAGGCCUUGCAGGACAAAAUUUUGGACCUAGAGCAAGAAGUCGAGGCUAUGCACAUGAGAAACGGGGAGCUUGAGAACCAGCUUCGAAUGGUCGGGGUUCAAGUGGAGCAGCACAAAACCGCCAUCCAGGGCCAUGAGGAGGAAGCUAUCAAGAAGAGCGAGAAGGCAGCCCAAUUGCAGGAGCAGAUGAAGGAGACCAAGAAGGGUGUGAAAAGCGAAGAGAAACAGUUCGUGGAAAACGUGCAAGUGAAUGCAACAACUACAAAUAAUGCUUAAAUUGAUUGAUCCCAGCAUGUACAUGAUGCCGUGAGGUUUGGCAUUCAUGCAAGUCAACACAUCACGGGAUCACGCCGUCAUGGUUUUCUGGAAACCUACACGUCUGGGCUAAGUAACAUCAAGCCCAUCGAGAGUCAUCAGUGUACACACGGUAGUAGAAUCUGUUAGAUAUACACGUGAUGCUGUGGCGGAGCAUAUAUGGACAUUCCUAUUUUCUUAUCACAGCGGAUACAAGGUUCUGAUACAUCGUUGGCUUAUACCAGAUUCUCCCAUCUUAAAUAUGUCGUAAAGUAUUUGUGACCGCUGUGCGAUUAAGCGCUCGAAUUUGUGAAACAUCAACCGGAUUAUGUGAUGGGUAAUGAAAACAAAACCUUCCACGAGGGGAUUCUGUCACAUUACUGUAUACAUCAUCUCAAUCAAUUGGAAAAAUAAAGGGAAUUGUUGGAUUGAUCCACCGUUUUGUAAA